AUGGCAAGCCAACAAAACGAAAUACCCCAGGAGGGUACCUCCGGCACUGCCGGAGGAGAAUCCCUCCCCGUGGCCACGGCCGCGGGCUGCCCCGCGUAUUCUGGGGGGGGCAAGGACUGCUUUUCCUAUACGACGACUCAGGCUAGAAUAAUGGAAACGAUUGCACGUGAUCUGGAUUCGGAGGUGACGAGGCGCCCGUCGCUGGACGGCGUCAAACUGAAAGAGGCGAGAGUGCGGCUGGAACGCUUGCCGAUCGCGGCACUCAGCGAUACAUCGGAGGGAAAGACAAGAUGUGACAGGAUGGAGUGUGAUGGUGGAGCAGCGUCCGAUUCGGACUGCAGCGUCACCGUCGCUGCCGAAAGGGGGCCGAUUUCGGAUGCCAUGGCAGCGAUGCUCGGCGCCAAACGGCCCCGCCUCAGUGAGGGGUCCACGGAUGAGGAACGGACGGCGUCCCCAGUGACGGCAAGGUGGCGCCAACAAGAGAAGAGGGCCGCGGCCAAGGCUCGCGCCAAACAAAAGGAGGAAGAUCUGAAGGACGCUGCGGUAUCAAUUAAGGAAGCCGUGGAAGUCCUCGGGGCCCGUACACUAUCGGAGGAGACAUGCCAGCUCCAGGCGGACAACGCCCGCCUGCGGGCCGAGAUGGAUGCACUCCAUAAGGAGUUAGCAGCUAUAAAGGAGGAUCUGCGGAAACGGGGUUCCGCAGUCUCCUCCUCGCUUGAGGACAGACUCCUCCCGGAGAGGAACCUGCGGCCGCCUCUUGCGGCCGAUAAGAAGAGGGACGGGAGCACGUACGCUGCCAAGCUUGCGGGGCAGCCGACGGUGCCCGCUAAAGGAAGAGACCAGGGAGCGGCCAGGCAGGCGACGCAGAAAGUGCCAGCCCAGCCAGGCACCAGCGGCACCCAACGAAAGGCUCCCGCUGCGCCACCGCAGCGCCCGCCGGGCCCCGCCCAGAGCCGGCCCGAGACACAGGGCACGAGCGCCCCCUCAACCGCUACUGCGGAAAAGGGGAAGAGCAAGAGAAGGAGAAAGAGGAGGAAGAAUAAGAAAAAGAACCCACCGCGACAAAAGGAGAAGGCUGGUGCCGCCAAACUCCACGCGCCCCGGUCGUCUGCGGUGGUCAUCACGCUGCAGCCGGGUGCGUCGGAGAGAGGUGCCACCUAUGCAAGCGUCAUUGCCUCGGCAAAGGAGAGGAUUAACCCGGCCGAGCUUGGAGCCCAGGGCGUUCGCCUUCGGAAGGCUGCCAACGGGGGUCGCAUUUUUGAGUUCCCAGGCGCCUCCAGUGGCGAGAAGGCGGACUCCCUGGCCCAAAGGCUGCGGGAAGUCCUGGAUAGUGAAGUCGUUCGCGUCUCCCGGCCUACUAAGUCGGUGGCCCUACGGGUGUCAGGCCUGGACGACUCUACCACCAGUGCCGAGGUGGUCGCCGCGAUUGCUGCAGCGGGAGGAUGCCCCGCCGAGCAGCUGCGGGCCGGCGUGAUGUCCACCGGCCGCGACGGACUGGGAUCAGUGGUUGUCCAGUGUCCCGUCGCGGCUGCGAAAAAGAUCGUGACCGCUGGUCGUCUUCUGGGCUGGGUGUCCGCCCAGGCUAGGGUGCUGGAUGCCCGGCCAAUGAGAUGUUUCAGGUGCCUGACUCCCGGGCACCUAUCCGGCCAGUGCCAGGGGGUGGACCGCUCCGGACUCUGUUUCCGGUGCGGUCAACCAGGGCACAAGGCCCGCGGAUGCACCGCUGCGCCUCACUGCGUGGUCUGCGCUGCGGCCGGCAUGCCGGCGGAGCACCGAGUCGGCAACAAAGCCUACGUCUCCCCACCCAAGGGGAAGAGAAGUAAGAAGGGAGGUGGGGACGGUCAGAACCCGACGGUCGGACAGCCCACUGCCUCACCCCUACAGGCGGCACCGCCGCAGGCCGAGGAGGUUGCUAUGGUCGUGGAAUAA
Molecule: messenger RNA, 1929 nt
Organism: Papilio machaon (common yellow swallowtail)
Lineage: Eukaryota; Metazoa; Arthropoda; Insecta; Lepidoptera; Papilionidae
Exons: 2
Coding region: 1-1929 (642 amino acids)
Molecular function (GO): nucleic acid binding; zinc ion binding
Source: RefSeq, a predicted model, not a curated record